Eremothecium sinecaudum is the source of this 1290-nucleotide messenger RNA. RefSeq names its product mannose-6-phosphate isomerase PMI40 (gene PMI40). Gene Ontology annotation, molecular function: mannose-6-phosphate isomerase activity; zinc ion binding. Gene Ontology annotation, biological process: carbohydrate metabolic process; GDP-mannose biosynthetic process. NCBI's taxonomy places the organism in Eukaryota, Fungi, Ascomycota, Saccharomycetes, Saccharomycetales, Saccharomycetaceae. The coding region runs from base 1 to 1290 and encodes 429 amino acids. The transcript has a single exon. Gene Ontology annotation, cellular component: cytosol. The record is from RefSeq and is a predicted model, not a curated record.
AUGAGUGAUAGAUUAUUUAGGUUGAAGGCUGGAUACCAGCAAUAUGCUUGGGGUAAAGUUGGCUCUACCUCAGCUGUUGCUAAAUAUGCCAAAAAUGCUGAUCCCUCAACACUAAUUGAAGAAGAUAAACCGUAUGCAGAGCUUUGGAUGGGAACUCACCAUAAGGUUCCAUCAUGUAAUAUCGAAACCAGCGAGCCUUUAACAGAUCUGAUUGCAGCUCACCCAGAAAAGAUGCUCGGUUCUGGCAUUGUAGAAAAGUUCAAUUCCAAGUCUGAAUUACCUUUCCUUUUCAAGGUACUGUCAAUACAAGAUGUUCUUUCAAUUCAGGCCCAUCCAGAUAAGGCAUUGGCCAAGCAAUUGCAUCUAAAUGAUCCCAAAAAUUACCCAGAUAGCAAUCAUAAGCCAGAGAUGGCUAUUGCGGUAACUGAGUUUGAAGGAUUCUGCGGCUUUAAGCCUUUGGAUGAGAUUGCUGAUGAAUUAAAUCGUAUUCCAGAGUUCAGAACUGUUGUUACAGAUGAGGUGGUAGACUCUUUUAUUAAUGGUAUAAAUCUAAAUGCAGCUCCAAAUUCUUCUGAGGAUGAAUCAAAUAGGAAAUUACUGCAAGCAGUAUUUAGUAAAGUGAUGAACGCUUCUAAUGAUGUUAUUACUUCUUGUGCCCGUGCCUUGGUUGAGAGAGCAAGAACUUCACCCUCUGACUUCAACAAGAAGACUUUACCUGACUUAAUUCUACGGUUAAAUGCCCAGUUUCCAGAUGAUAUAGGUUUGUUCUGUGGGUGUCUGAUGUUAAACCACUGCUUUUUAAAACCUGGAGAAGCAAUUUUCCUUAAAGCCAAAGAUCCUCACGCCUAUAUCUCUGGUGAUAUCAUUGAGUGUAUGGCGGCUUCUGAUAAUGUUGUCAGAGCUGGCUUCACCGGUAAAUUCAAGGAUGUGGAAAACUUGGUUAAUAUGUUAACUUACACCUACGAUAGUGUCGAAAAACAAAAGAUGAAAGCAGAAGAAUUUAAAAGGUCUUCUGGUGAUGGGGAAAGCAAGUUAUAUAAUCCUCCAAUAGAAGAAUUUGCAGUUUUAGAAACUAAGUUUAAGAAUAAGAUUGGUACCAGAAGAUUUGAAGGCUUACAAGGCCCAUCAAUUAUCAUUACUACUGAAGGUAACGGUUACAUUGAACACGGCAACACCAAGUUAAAAUGUGAGUCUGGGUAUGUUUUCUUUGUUGCGCCAGAUACCCCAAUAGAAUUAAUUGCGGAGAAUCACGAAUUCACCACUUAUCGUGCUUUCGUGGAACCAAAAUAA